Messenger RNA from Fonsecaea multimorphosa CBS 102226, 774 nucleotides. RefSeq lists its product as uncharacterized. The transcript has 5 exons. NCBI's taxonomy places the organism in Eukaryota, Fungi, Ascomycota, Eurotiomycetes, Chaetothyriales, Herpotrichiellaceae. Gene Ontology annotation, molecular function: oxidoreductase activity. Bases 1 to 774 code for a protein of 257 amino acids. The record is from RefSeq and is a predicted model, not a curated record.
AUGGCGCCAGGCAAGCUCCUCGAUGGCCAAGUGGCUCUGGUCACAGGAGCUGGUAGCGGUUUCGGAGCAGGCAUCGCCAAACUUUUCGCCCGCGAAGGCGCGAAAGUGCUGUGUGCUGACAUCAACGAGGAGAAUGGCACACGCACCGUCAAAGAAAUCACAGGGUCGGGAGACCUAGCACACUUUGUGAAGAUGAAUGUCACGGUGCCGGGUGACUGGGAACAAGCGCUUGUAACGGCAAAGGAGAAGUUCGGAGGCCUCGAUAUCCUGGUCAACAACGCAGGCUGGACGUACCGGAUCAAGGACACAUUGACCGUGACCGAGGCCGAAUAUGACCGCAUUUUCGACAUCAACGUCAAAUCCAUCUUUCACUCGGUGGGCAAGAUCAUCCCACAUUUCCUGGCUCAGGGGUACGGCAAUAUCAUCAACAUUGGCUCGUGCAUCACAGAAAAGCCUACAGUCGGUCUCACGUGGUACGGGGCUACUAAGGGCGCCGUCGAUAUGAUCACACGGCAUUUGUCCAAUGAGUACUCGCCCCAGGGUAUUCGGGUCAACGGGGUGUCGCCGUCGAUCAGCGAAACGCCCCUGAUGCGCGAGUUCAUCGGCCGCGAUCCCGAUUCGGCAAGCAAGGAGAGUUUGACCUCGCAUGUUCCUCUAGGCCGACUAUGCACGCCUCUCGACAUCGCAAAGGCGACGUUGUACUUCGCGACUCCCUACUUCAACGACUUCCAAACUGGAAUCAUUCUCCGAGUCGAUGGUGGUCACUAUACAUGA